Tachysurus fulvidraco (yellow catfish) is the source of this 4297-nucleotide messenger RNA. RefSeq names its product acyl-CoA oxidase 3, pristanoyl (gene acox3). Bases 219 to 2306 code for a protein of 695 amino acids. Gene Ontology annotation, molecular function: fatty acid binding; FAD binding; pristanoyl-CoA oxidase activity. Gene Ontology annotation, biological process: lipid homeostasis; fatty acid beta-oxidation using acyl-CoA oxidase. The record is from RefSeq and is a predicted model, not a curated record. Lineage: Eukaryota; Metazoa; Chordata; Actinopteri; Siluriformes; Bagridae. Gene Ontology annotation, cellular component: peroxisome. The transcript has 18 exons.
AUGCACAUCUGAUAUGAACUCGCGGGCCAAAUAUAAUUACACCGCGGGGCAAAUUUGGCCCGCGGGCCAGAGUUUGACACCCCUGGUCUGGUCUAAACCUUGGCUUGAUGUUUGAGUGAUUUUUUCAUACGCUGCCAGCAGGUGGAGGCCUGAAACAUUACUGUGAUCACAACAGCAUAUUUCUCUAAAGAACAAGAAACAACCCUGGGCCCAAGAAAAUGGAUUUGUCUGCAAAAAUCCCAGAUCUUCCCAGUGGUCCAUUAGAUGUGUACAGAAAAAUGGCAUCCUUCAACUGGAAGGAAAUGCUGAGGUUCAUGGAUGGUGAGGAAAUGAUUGCUUUCAAGCAGCACAUUUUCCACACCCUAGAGAACGACCCGCUCUUUGCCAGGCAACCGGGUGAGGAUAUCUCGCUCGACCGGAGGAGAGAGCUUACUUUUCGCCGCUGCAAACAGCUGUUUAAGUACAACUUCCUGGACCAGGAUGAGAUGAUGCAGAAUCCGUGGAAGGUAACGGUCCUCAACGACUGUCUGGGCAUGUACGAUUGGUCCUUAGGGGCCAAGUUCUUCCUCAACAAAGGGAUGUUUGCACGUACAAUGGGUAGCUCUGGAUCUCAGAGGCACUUCAAAUUUGUGCAGGAUACAGAAGAUAUGAAGAUUUAUGGCUGUUUUGCACUGACAGAACUGAGCCAUGGCAGCAACACAAGGCUCAUGAGGACAACAGCUAAAUAUGACCCUAGCAGCCAGGAGUUUGUAAUAAACUCCCCAGACUUUGAGGCAGCAAAAUUCUGGGUUGGAAACUUAGGGAAAACUGCCACCCAUGCUGUUGUGUUUGCCCAGUUGUACACACCUGAUGGAGUCUGUCAUGGCCUGCACUCAUUUGUGGUUCAGGUUAGGGAUCCCAAAACAUUACUGGCAAUGCCAGGGGUAAUGGUUGGAGACAUGGGAAAGAAAUUGGGCCAAAAUGGGCUAGACAACGGUUUUGCAGUUUUCCACAAUGUGAGGAUCCCUCGGGAAAAUCUGCUCAACAAAACUGGAGAUGUGACGCCAGACGGACAAUACGUGACCCCUUUUAAGGACCCUAAUAAACGCUUUGGGGCAUCACUAGGUGCUUUGUCUGGUGGAAGAGUGUCCAUAACUAGAAUGGCAGUGGUUAAUCUGAAGUUGGCCUUGACGAUCGCUGUGCGGUUCUCAGCCACACGACGUCAGUUUGGGCCUAAAGACGACGAGGAGAUCCCGGUAUUGGAGUACCAGCUACAGCAAUGGCGGCUUCUACCAUAUGUAGCAGCAGUCUAUGCACUGGACCUGUUCUCCAAAUCCUUUUUCAUGAACUUUGUGGAGUUUCAGAUUGGUCUCUUGAUGAAGGACAGUAGUGACAGACAGGCUGAGCUAGGUAGAGAGAUUCAUGCCAUGUCGUGCUCCAGUAAGCCUCUGGGUUCUUGGACAGCUCAGCGGGGCAUUCAGGAAUGCCGUGAAGCCUGUGGAGGGCAUGGAUACCUGGCCAUGAACCGCCUCGGAGACAUCCGUGAUGACAAUGACCCGAACUGCACAUACGAGGGAGACAACAAUGUUCUUCUACAACAAACUAGCAAUUAUUUGCUUAGCCUGCUCCAGCACCAGCAGCAAGGCAAAGGAAGAAUUGAAUCUCCCCUUGAGACAGUGAACUUCCUGUACAACUGGAAAAGAAUUCUGGAAAGCAGCAGGUUCACAGCUGCCUCAGUAGAGGAGUGCAUGGACUCAGCAGUGCCUCUGGCAGCGUAUAAGUGGCUGGUGUGCUUCUUGCUGCGGGAGAGUCAGAGAAAGCUGAGUGCGCAGAAAGCUCUGGGGUUGGGAGACUUUGAGGCACGCAACAACAGCCAGGUGUAUUACUGUCGCUCAUUGGCAAUAGCCUACAUUGAGCACACGGUUCUGCAGCGCUUUCAUGACAUGGCUAGGGAUGAUCAAGCUCCACCAAGUGUCCGAUCAGUUCUGAGGAAGAUGUGUGCUCUCUAUGGCCUCUGGACGCUCACCAACCACAUGGCCAUUCUCUAUCAAGGAGGCUAUAUGUGUGGAAAAGAGCCAGCUGACUUCAUGCAGAAUGCUAUCCUCAGUCUCUGUAGACAGCUCAAGGAUGAUGCUGUGGCUUUGGUUGAUGUAAUUGCUCCUCCUGACUUUAUUCUGAACUCACCCAUUGGCAACGCUGAUGGUGAGCUCUACAAGAACUUGUGGGCUGCUGUCAUGCAGGGAAAGAACGUUCUGGAACGUCCAUCUUGGUGGGCGGAGUUUUGUUCUGACAAGCCGGUAGUGGGAUCCCUCCGAGCCAAGCUCUAAUGAGCAGGUCUGUUGUGUACUGGUUCAAUCUUGGCAAAUUUCCAGAGCAAAUAUUAAAAGGAAAAAUCUUUCUCCUCUAGUUAAAUUUCACUCACACGAUCAAAGAACUAUGACAUUAGAUCUGGAUUAAAACAUGAGGAUGAUGAUGAUGAUGAUAACAGUAAGAAUAAUGCAUUGAUUUUGCCUUCUAAUAAAACUUACUGUAGAAUGUUUACUUCAGAUAAGUAGUUAGGACGAUUGAUGGAUUUUAUCAUGUUUGUAAUUAUAUAUAAAAUUAUAUAAUUUAACAUUAUAUAAAAGGAUCUAAUAUGAUCAGUAGUGCAAUAGCUUUAGCUAUAAAAGAAACACAUUUGUGUCAUAUAAUUACGCUUAUCUUAAUAUUACAAAUAUUUAUUAUUAUAGUAAUUAUUAUUAUAAAUUGUUCUAAUCAACAGUUACUAGACCAUUACUUUAUCGUUUGAUUUAUUUUAACUGUUUCUGUAAUUUGCUGUACAAUUAUAUUUUGAUAUUGAUAAAAAUGGUUUGAAAUAUCAGUUUGAUUUACAGUUUUGACUUGACAUUAUUAGAUAAAUAUUACAAACCCUUUGCAAAUGUUCUGUGGAAUGGUAUUUUGUUCAGUAUAUUGUUCUAAUUUAACCUAUAAAAUUAACUUUAUUCCAUGAACAGGUAAAACUCUAUAACAAUGCUCAAGUUAAAAGUAAAGUCACAUCUGUGUUUCACCUUCCACGUUUAAGACUGCAGCUCCACAGAGAUUUAUAAAGAUUUAUGGUUUUCCUUCUUCAAUUACAAGUUGUGUUAAAUGAGGUAGAAUACUAAACACUUCAGUGCUCCAUCAUUCCUGAAUUCACAUCCACAUCCUGAAUGAAACCUUUCAAGUAUUUUAGCAACCGACUCAACAGCACAUUUUCUUUUCCAUAGUCUAGGGUUUUUAGAUGUAGUGCAGUUGUUGGAUUCCUGAGCCAACACCUGGCUGACAAUCAGCCCUAAAACUAUCACAUAAAAAAGGUUUUUCUACUAGUGAUGGUUUUAAGAAAUUUGUUUACUUAUUUAAUUUGCCAUUAAUUUGUUUAAUCUUAUACGUGAGACAAAUCUAAGUUAACAUUCGUUUUGUUAGGGGAAAAAAACCUACUAAAACAAUUUUAGCACAAAAAAUGUCCAAAUGUGUCAUGUUUAUUGCCACCUAGAGAAAUCCUUGUGAGUGAAACAUGUUCCCAUUUAUAUGAGGUAUUAAAAAAUGGCUGAGAUAUAAACAAUGUAGCAGCAAAAAGAUAUUGGAAAGAUAAAAGAAUCUACAAAUGAAGUGAGAAUGAAAUGAAACUAUGUUGACAAUUGUAAAAUAGCCACAAUAUCAAUUCUUGAAAAUUUAAACUCUCAGGUCAAUAAUUAAGUUUGAAAUAACAGGAAAUGUAAUUAACCUGGCUGGAAGAAGACGUAAGUGUCUUUUGUUCCCACCCACAGUGAGGAGUGUCAUUGGACAUGUCUCGCAUAGACUUUAAAACUAUGAUUAAACACCACCUCCAUCCCAAAAUAUAUUAAACGGCAUAUCAGAAGAAAGCUAACCGCAAACAUAAGUUACUGGAGUACCUUGAUAUUGGUCUGUCUCUGUUCAUAUUCUAUAUAUUUUCUUCUCUGAUUCCAUUUCUCCUUCCAUUGUAUUGUACCGUCUCCCAUGGUGUGUGUUUAUGUAUGUGUCUACAUUCCACACAUUCAUGUGAAGGCUCUAGAGAUGAUCCUGGACAACCUAGUUCGCUUCAUAGCCAAGUGUGUGUUUUUGUUUCAGGAGGAGAUUAGCUUACUUGAAGUAACACUCCUCCGCUGACACACACACACAGUACUGAACUGAACUGUCCACAAUGAUUUCACAGCAAGCUUAUUUGGAAAGCCCCUUAGGGUUUGUGAUGGAGGUCAGCUUAGGAUUUAAAUCAUAGUGGUUUAGCUUUUGUGUAUUUGAUUGUUUCCAGUACACAGAAUAAAAUAUGUGUGUAAAUAUG